AUGAGUCAAGACAAUAAAGAAGAGACAGCUCUCCCUCCCUCUUCCGCAGACGAAAAGAUGAACAAGUUGAGGCAGCUUCCCAAGACGAUUGAAGAAUACUUGGCAAACUCUCGCGCAACAGACCCAGCCAACAUUGAAAAGAACAAUGCUCCAGCACGAGUAUAUUUAGAGGACUCUGUACUUCCUCUUCUCAUUGAAGGACUGAAGGCUUUAAACAGGGAACGGCCGCCGAAUCCGUCAGAAUGGCUGGGCAUGUAUCUCGUCCGCAAUUCAAGAGCUGACUAG
This is a messenger RNA of Synchytrium microbalum, 285 nucleotides long. RefSeq lists its product as uncharacterized. The coding region runs from base 1 to 285 and encodes 94 amino acids. Lineage: Eukaryota; Fungi; Chytridiomycota; Chytridiomycetes; Synchytriales; Synchytriaceae. The record is from RefSeq and is a predicted model, not a curated record. The transcript has 4 exons.